CUUCCGACUAAUUUGAGAACAUUCCAUAGUGGCUGUUUGAAAGACUUUCAUUGAAUUUCAACUGGGUUGGCGACCCUAAGUAUUCAAGCUUUAUCAGCUUAUUCCAACUUUCUUUAAUUUUCUACACGCAAAAAUCAUAUAUGUAGAACUGACUUUACCCUUCUACAUAAUCCAGAACCCCACUAACUAAAAACGAAACGAAAAUUCCAUCCUCUCCUCUUCGUUUUCACGUGAAACAGGUUAUGGGCCUUCUGGUGUUUCCACUGGGUUGUCUAGAAUAGUCCGUGGUCGUCAUCUAUACUCUGGUAGAUAACUACAUCGCCACAUUUUCGGUUAAGAUCUAACAUAAGAUGUACAAAACAUCACUCCUGAUUGCUUCAAUCACAUUUUUACUACUUGUAUCAAGCUCAAAUGGGGAUGCGAGAACCCAAGUCAUCAAGUUGUUUUGUGAUGAACAAAUCCAUGAGGAUGACACAUACUUCGUCCCAAAUUAUGUCCAAGCAAUGGAAAUAGUUAGCACCCAAAUGCGAACAUCACAUAACGCAACAGUAGAAGUAGGCACGGGAUCCAACACAAAUUACGUACUCUUCCAAUGCUACGAUGAUCUUUCUUCACAAGAUUGUGUGUUAUGUUAUGCGGAAACUCGUACUGUUUUUCCAAGUUGCUAUCCACGUAAUGGGGCUCGAAUUUAUCUCGACGGUUGUUUUAUGCGGCUUCUAAAUUAUAGCUUUUAUGAAGAGUAUACGGGAUCUUAUGACACAAUUGUUUGUGGGAAUAUAACGAGGGAGAGUAUAGAGUUUCAAAAUUCGACGAAACAGGCAGUAUUGAAUGUGGUAGCAGAUGCAUUGAGUAAUGAUAUGUAUUUUGGUAGAGGAGAGGUGGUGGCAACGAGUGGUAAUAAGUCAGUUUAUGUGAUGGCAAAAUGUUGGACGACUUUAAGUCUAGGGGAUUGUAGGAAGUGUUUGGAGAAUGCAUCUGAGGUCAUAUCAAAAUGUUUUCCAUGGUCAGAGGGUAGGGCGUUGAAUACGGGGUGUUUUAUGAGGUAUUCCAAUACGGAUUUUCUAAAUCCUCUACCAUUGACAAGUGGCUCGAAAAGUAAAGGGAAGACGACAACAAUUAUUAUUUCCAUUAUUAGUAUUGUGGUGGUUUUGGUUGUUGCUUUGACGAUUGCUUUAUACAUCAGAAGACGCAGAUAUAUACAGCAGAGGAGAAGAGGCUCUUAUGAUUCUGAGAAAUUGGCUAAGAUUCUCACUGACAGUAGCUUAAACUUCAAAUACUCCACAAUUGAGAAAGCCACAACAAAUUGGGAUGAGUCUAACAAGCUUGGACAAGGAGGAUUUGGAACUGUCUACAAGGGGGUACUUUCAGAUGGAAGAGAAAUAGCUGUGAAGAGGCUCUAUGUCAACAACAAACUCAGGGCAGCUGAUUUCUACAACGAAGUUAACAUAAUUAGUAGUGUUGAACACAAAAACCUCGUGAGGCUUUUAGGAUGCAGUUGUUCAGGACCCGAAAGCAUUCUUAUAUAUGAAUAUCUUCCCAACAUGAGCCUCGACCUCUUUAUUUUUGAUGCAAUAAAAGGAAAGAAACUAAACUGGGAGAAGAGGUUUCAAAUCAUUAUUGGCACAGCAGAAGGCCUAGUGUACCUUCAUGAGAAUAGCAAGACCCGAAUUAUUCAUAGGGAUAUCAAAGCUUCUAACAUCUUGUUAGACGUGAGACUUCGUGCUAAAAUAGCUGAUUUUGGAUUGGCCAGAUCUUUUCAAGAUGAUAAAAGUCACAUCAGCACUGCCAUAGCAGGAACACUUGGAUAUAUGGCUCCAGAGUAUCUGGCCUAUGGUCAGUUAACAGAAAAGGUAGACGUCUAUAGCUUCGGUAUUUUACUUCUGGAAAUAGUCACAGGAUUGGAAAGCAACAAAAGCAAUGCACUAGAAUAUACCGACAACCUAGUCUCUACUGCAUGGGAGCUCUUCCAGAAAGGUACAGUGGAGCAAAUCUUUGACCCGAACCUCUCGAUGGAUGUUCACCCAAACACCGUUUUCAAAAAAGUCGCUAUAAAAGUGGUACAUGUAGGACUUCUUUGCACCCAAGAAGCUCCAUCUUUAAGGCCAACAAUGUCAACUGUACUAAGAAUGUUGGCAAAAGAGGAUGAACAUUUACCCCUCCCUUCUAAUCCCCCUUUCGCAGACGAAAAAACCAUGGAACUCAACAACAUUACACAAAAGUUGCUUCAUGAUCACGAGGGAGAAAGCUCUUAUUCAGUUGCUACAGUUUCUCAUAGUGAGUUCUAUCCGAGGUAACGGCAGUGAUCUAUUUUUGAUAAUGAGGUCAUUUACGUCAUUUGUGUAGACAAAAGAUCAAGAGAGAGCCAUGUACUCACACCCCACCUUUUUGGGUAGGAAAAAAUGGAACACAUGUCCCAUUAACAUCAAUUUAAAGCAAGACAAACACAGUACAACAUAUUCUAUCAUAUCUCAUGAUAUCAGUGUGGGUCACUAUGAAAUCACCAGUACGGUCCCUAGUCUCAACAUUUUGAUAUCAUGAACAAAGGGCAAAUUUUUUUGUAGGAUUAUUUCUGGAUUUUAUGUAUUUUAGUUAGGUAA
Lactuca saligna is the source of this 2597-nucleotide messenger RNA. Lineage: Eukaryota; Viridiplantae; Streptophyta; Magnoliopsida; Asterales; Asteraceae. The record is from the annotation of a GenBank genome assembly.